Molecule: messenger RNA, 1045 nt
Organism: Carica papaya (papaya)
Lineage: Eukaryota; Viridiplantae; Streptophyta; Magnoliopsida; Brassicales; Caricaceae
Product: polypyrimidine tract-binding-like protein
Source: RefSeq, a predicted model, not a curated record
ACAACUCUGGAUUAACCCUCUGCACCAGAAGCCCUUUUAAAUUCUCGACAAUGGUGAAACUAGCAUCAGCAAGAGAGAGCCGGAUGUACGGAACCCGGCUAGCGAGAAACCGGGCGGAGUAUAUAAACGCAGGGUUGUAUUUAUUCGCCACCGUCUUGCUUUUAAGUGGGUUUGCCACCGAAUUCUCGUUUGCACCAAAAUCGGGUCUCGUUCUUUUGCUUAUAGCUUUGACGCUUCUAACCGCCGUUAAUAUUCACGAUCUUCUUGCUCAUCUCGCCGGGAUUGAUUACCAGUUCGGGUUAUUACAGUACGAUACUCAGUUUGCUCUCGUCGAGUUCGCCGUCCCUCUGGUUUAUGCCGCCGGCUCACUGGUUUUCUUCUUAGGAAUUCUUUUUAUUUUUCUUCAGGCAGAGAAGAGGAAAGGAUACUUGAGAUUCCAAGAACAUGCUUUGAACAUGCUUAUUGCGGGUCCUGCUUUAUGGGUACUCGGAUCAAUCCACAACUCGUGUCAAAUCUACGAGCGAGCCGAUGGACAUGUUCAGAUCUUGCAGGAAUCUGUUCUUGUCCCGUUCUUGAUGGGGAGUCUACUGUUCUUGGUGGGCGCUGUGCUCAACACCCAUGAACAGAGUAAAUUAACCCACAUGGGAACAGAGUUACUGGGGACAAACUGGGUGUCAUUAGGGAUUGUUGGAAGCUUGUUGUUGUUCAUUGGUGGGUUAGCGAACCUUGUGAAAGUAUUCAACAUGCAGCAAAUUGCAGGACUGAGGCUGGAGAAAUUAAGAGGAGGAGCUCAGGAGAGAUUGAUUCAAGAAAGGGAAGGUCAGGCUCCAUUGAUUCUUGAGGAACAGGGAAGAAGAAGAAGAAGCAGUAGAGAAGUGGAGGAAAAUAAAGGAACCGUUGGGCCUGCAGCUCCUUAUAAGGAAGCUCUUGUUGGUCCUUCUUGAAAGUUUUUUGCUUGUUUGGUUCUGAUCUUGUUGGUUCUUUUAGAGGUUUUUGAUUUGUGCUUCUGUUUGUUCCCCAAUUCAAAACCUUGGAUUAUAGCUUG